Molecule: messenger RNA, 1039 nt
Organism: Mya arenaria
Lineage: Eukaryota; Metazoa; Mollusca; Bivalvia; Myida; Myidae
Product: placenta-specific gene 8 protein-like
Exons: 4
Coding region: 127-477 (116 amino acids)
Source: RefSeq, a predicted model, not a curated record
CGGCGGUUUAGUCAUUUCAGCAAAGUGAAUCGCCCGGUGAGCAUGCAAUACUAUUGAAGGGAUAGUUUCAGACAUCUUAAGGAAUUUUCGGAAAAGUAAGCAUUGGCUAUACCGGCAACAACACAGAUGACUACCAUAGUGGUAACCCAGCAGCCGGUGGGCAGACAAAUGCUGAUCGGGUCCGUCCAAGGCCACAGGGACUGGACUAGCGGGAUAUGUUCCUGCUUCUCCGACUGCAAAUCAUUUUUGCUGACGUAUUGUUGCCUGCCGUGCGCCAUCUGUAACAUCUCGACACGGGCGGGAGAAUGUAUGUGCAUGCCCUGGUUUGUCCCUGGGGGACUCCUGGCUCUCAGGGCUCGCAUCAGGACCCUUGGAGGUAUUCGGGGUUCCAUCUGCUGUGACUGCAUGGCGAUGUGGUGCUUUCCCUUGUGUGCAAUUUGUCAGAUGCAGAGAGAACUGGAAUCUAUGGGCCUUUAACUUGACCAGCAGUCCGGGCCAUUUAUGUUAGUGAAAUGAUUUCGAAGAGAUAUCAUGCACUUUCAUUUUCCUUGCAUAUAAAUCAAGACGAUGCAUGUUGUUCUUUUUAAAUAGAGAAACUUUACGAGUGUUUAGUCUGUAUAUGUUUCCAAAAUAUUGUUUAUAAAUCGUGCGAUAUAAAAGCAUGAGAACUAUGUUUUAUUAAUUUGAUAGUCAUGACAAUAACACUAUUUACUGAACGAUACUAGUAUGUGGAUUCUCGAAUUGGCUUAAUUCUACUUCUACAUCGACCUGUUUUUGUAUGACAUUUUAAAGGUUAAGGUAGAAUAAUUGACGCAGAUGAGGUUAAAAAUACGUUUGUGAAUCAAAUAUAAAGAGGUUAUUUUCUAAUAAUUGAAGUGUUCGUACUUGGUGGUAUUUGAGUUGCGUGAACCAUGUUCAGAUCGUGUUAUCUUAAUUUGGCUAUCAAUAUGAGCUUAGCCUUAGGUGUAGAAGCUGUAACAUUAAUGAUUUUCUUCUAACAACAUUUAUUCUUCCAAAACUUUUUUUCAAAAAGUAUGAA